Sardina pilchardus (European sardine) is the source of this 2518-nucleotide messenger RNA. It is a transcript of the gene dcst2, whose product is annotated as DC-STAMP domain containing 2. Gene Ontology annotation, cellular component: membrane. The coding region runs from base 101 to 2497 and encodes 798 amino acids. The transcript has 15 exons. The record is from RefSeq and is a predicted model, not a curated record. Lineage: Eukaryota; Metazoa; Chordata; Actinopteri; Clupeiformes; Clupeidae.
CAAAAGGUAACAUCUGGCUGCAGCUGCUGUUUGGCAUAGCUGUUAGCUACACCAGGCCGCAAGUUUUACACAUUGACGUCAACGUUAUUGACAAGGUACCAUGCUUCUUAAGCACAAACUAAAAUCGCACAGGCUGAGAUACCAUGUAUCUAAAGAAUCGCCAUUCAAAAAAAUGAAGCGCCGUAUUCGCAGUUUUUUGCUCGGCUUAUUCCUUGCCUCCGUUUAUGGCAUGAUGGCGUUGUUUGUGCAAAAUCACGGUCUAUGGUACAGCGUUAUCAGUACAGUGGUCAUUGCUGCACUCACAGCUUUUGGCAUGAGCCUAUCUGAUGGCGUACGGGCCAAUGUCAUGCUGAUGCUACCGACUCUGUGUUCAAAAAAUGGAAAAUCCAUCCUGCUGUUCCUCGCCUUCUCGAUGGUCGUUCAAGGCCCCAUGAGUAACACGAUGGAGAACUUCGACCGUGCGGCGGGCAGUGUGGUGUGCGGGGCCGAGCUAGCCAUGAACCAAACUCAGGAACUGAUGCAGCGCGCAGCCACACCUCUGCUCCCUGUGUUGACUAAGGUCAAAGAGGUGACACGGAAUGCAUAUUCCCUGGCAGGAAGAGUGCAGAACCUGAUCAUGUCUCUCACUGAGUCAGUUCAGCACAUCGCUCGAAGCCUGAGGAAUGUGUUGCAUUUCUUGGCUGGAAUCGGAGACGUUUGCAAUGACAAGCUCGGCACACCGUACAAGAGGUGUAACCAGCUGUUUGAUGAAGCUUACGAUGACUGCAGAGAGCAGUUGUCUGUGUUCUCCUUCCUCUGCCACAUCGUGGAUGGAUUCAGGCCUCUUUGUCAUAUUGCUAAAGUUGGUCAGGUCUUCUGCAUCAUCCCUUCAUAUAUUGCCGAUCACAUAAAAACAAAGAUUGCUGAUGCGACUGUGGAGGCAUUUGAGAAACUGAGAAAGCAAUUUGAAUUCAACAUAUCAGCUUCGAUGCACUUUGACAUGCAACUCAACAGUAGCCAAUCACUUCAGGAGAUGUCACAGAGAAUCAUGGAGGAAAUCUCAGAGGAGAUAGGCCUCUUCCAGAAGCUCUCAGGCCUGCUGUCCUAUGUGGGCCUCUUCCUUCUUGUGUACAUUUACAUCCAGGCGGCUUUGUACAAAAACAGUUACCUGAAGCGUGACGACUUUGACAACAGCUAUGUGACGGAGCGGUUCGUCCAGCUGGACCUGCGCCGCUUGUGCGAGAGCAGACCCACAGUGCUGCCCCUGAGCCACAGAGAGGCUCUCGCCUACAUCCAGCCUCUGUCUCUGUAUCUAACGGGCAGAGAGAGGAGAGCCUUGAUCACGAGCACCGUCUCAGUCCUGCGCCACAUCGCAAUGGGCUCGGCCAUCAUGGCUCUGGACAUCAUGGUGUUCUGGGUGUUCGACACAGUCCAUCACCUCACCAUGGGAGAGAUAGUUGCCAAAGCCCCUAUAAUGGUCGCAGUUGAAGUGAAUGGCUCAGGCUACACGUCAGACAUCUUCAAGGAUAUCGUGGCUUCCUUUGACAUUCUGCAGAGAGGCAAUGUCACCAUACUGAGCAAAAAGUGCCUCGUUGAGCCCAGAGAGCCUGACUAUACAGGAUAUGUCUUCAUAGGAUCUCUUUAUGGCCUCGCCCUUUUCACAGUUAUUGCUGGCAGCUAUGUCAAACGUUUACGAAGGCUUAUUUGUGCCAGCUACCACCCCAAAAGGGAAAAGGAGAGGAUCCAUGCUUUGCAUCAGCGUAUCCUUACCCAACGGUUGUCCCUCCAGAAAAACUUGCUAAGGUUUGCGGUCACAAGCAAGGGGGAUGAACAGUCUGGUACGUUCCUGAGAGCACUGGCCUUGAUUGUCCCAGGUAUAUCAAGGGUGGCCCGGUACUUGGGGGCCUUUGACCAGUCCUGCAUGGCUUGUGGAAAUGUCUUAGAGAGUGCUGAUGAUCCUAACGCCCACACCUGUUCUACCUCACAGUGCAAAGGCCUUUACUGCCUCCCGUGCUUCAAGAGUAUGGACAACAUCUGUGUUUUGUGCAUGGGGCCCCUGACAUUCCAGGAAGACAGUGAGGAAGAGCUAGACUCCAGUGAUGAUCAGCAGGUCAGUCUCUGGACCACUGCUCUCACAUCUCCCCACAUCAGUCAGAGCAGGGACCGGAGGAGGCUGAUGAAGAGGCGCAUUUCCGUGGCAACAAGGAGACGAAGGUCAACUGGACAGCACAAGAGUAAAAGGCUGGAGGACACAGCUGACAACAGUGAAAGCAGUCCUAGCAUCAAUGAUUCUGAUUCUGAUACCAGUGAGCCAGACAUGUCAUAUCAGUACCCAGAAUCCACCAAACUGAACACCAAGUCUUUCAUCGACAUGUUAUCUGUAAGAACCGUGGAAAUUCAGCAGAGGGACGGCAAUGGUCUUCGUACUAACACACAGUCUGUGAACAGGAGUCCUUCUACAGAAAUGCACCUGGACACUGUUGUAGUACAAAGUUCUUCUUCACAGAGGCACUUAUAAACUUGUUUUGUAUAAGUGAAG